Messenger RNA from Dromiciops gliroides (monito del monte), 3094 nucleotides. RefSeq names its product von Willebrand factor A domain containing 1 (gene VWA1). NCBI's taxonomy places the organism in Eukaryota, Metazoa, Chordata, Mammalia, Microbiotheria, Microbiotheriidae. Gene Ontology annotation, molecular function: protein binding. The record is from RefSeq and is a predicted model, not a curated record.
GCAGCAGCAGCAGCAGCAGCAGCGCGUAGAGGGCAGAGCGAGGGCUGGGGGGGGCCUACUAUGCGCGGCCCCCACCCCUUUGGUCCCCUGCUCACGUCCCGCGCCCGCGGACUUUCGGGAUAGAGACCUCAAGGCGGCCGUGGCCGCUAUGAUUGUCUGGGCGGCCCUGGGCCUCCUCUGCCUGCAGCUGGCGCUGGGGCAAAGCAUACCUGAGCCAGGUGAGUACGCGCCUGGGACUGGGGCCCCUGCCACACGCCCCCCAGCUGCCCAGGGUGACCUCCUCUUCUCUGACAGCUCAGCUAGCGCUCUCUACUACGAAUUCUCUCGGGUGAAGGAGUUUGUGGGGCAGUUGGUACAGCUGCUUCUGAGUCCAGGGGCCGUGCAGACCAGCAUGGUACAUGUGGGCAGUAAGCCCACCGUGGAGUUCCCCUUUGACCAACACCGCUCCGGGGCUGCCGCCCAGGAGGCCAUCCGGGCGGCCAAGCAGCUAAUGGGCGAUACCAACACUGGCCUGGCCCUGGAGCUGGCCAAGGAACAGCUAUUCACCACCAGGGCGGGAGCUCGGCCCGGCGUGAGCAAGGUGCUGGUGUGGGUGACCGAUGGCGGCUCCAGUGACGAUGCGCAGGCCCCCAUGCGGGCUCUCAAGGACCUGGGGGUGACGGUUUUCAUCGUCAGCACUGGCAGGGGCAACUUCCUGGACCUCUCUGCCGCUGCCUCCCAGCCCCCGGAGAAGCACCUGCGCUUUGUGGAUGUGGAUGACUUGCAAAUUAUUGUCCCCGAGCUGCGGGGCUCCAUCCUUGAGGCAAUGCGGCCCCAGGAGCUCCACGCCACUGAGGUCACAGCCCAUAGCUUCCGCCUGGCCAUGGCCACCCCUGCUGUCGGGGUUGACUCUGGCUACUACCUGCUGGAGGUGGCCCCCAGUGCUGACCCUGGCUCCAAGCAGAGCCGCCCACUUGCCGGGAAUGAGACCAGCUGGUUGUGGGACGGCCUGGAACCCAGUACCUCCUACAAGGUGGUCUUGGUGCCCGAGUCCAACCUGCAGUACCUGGCCCCACAGACCACCCAAGUCACUACUCUGGAAGAAGAGGUCAGCCCAGCCCGGAUCCUCAUCUCCCACUCGAGACCUCAUAGCUUUCACGUGAGCUGGGCCCCGACACCUGUGGGUGUACUCCGCUAUGACGUCCUGUAUGGCCCUUCUGCCUGGGGGGGAGGCCAAGCUGCUCAAGGUGCCUGCCACCCAGAGAACAGCACCACACUGGACAACCUGUCCCCCAACACCACCUACCUGGUACACCGUGGCUGCAUCUAUCAGUCUGGCCAUGAGAAAGCUCUGUCAGCUAAGGCUUGUACACAAGAAGUGGCCUCCAAGAUUGGGCGCCUCUACUUUCAGAGCCUGGGUCCUAGCACCGUGAAGGCCUCAUGGGACUCGGCCCAGGGAGACGUCCAGGGCUACAGGGUACGGUGCCGGCGGCAGGUGGGGCCCCCGUCCCUUCUCAGCGUGUCACCACAGACCCACAGCGUCAUUCUCACGGGCCUGGCCGCCGGCACCACCAACCACGUGUGUGUAACACCCAUCUACCAGAGCCACGCCGGGCCUCGGCGCUGCCAGACCAUCCACAUGCACCCUGUCACACCAGCUCCUGAGUAUCGACCCACUUAGCCACACCCCAUGAUGCCCUUCGUCCCAAAUAACAGAGGAGAGCCGAGACUUUCCAUUGGAAGCAGACCAGAGGGAGAGCACUGGGCCGAAGAGACUGGGGAGAGAAGAAGGAAUCUCUGUGGCUCUUUGGUCCCUCUGAGCCCCAUCAGUUCUUCCCCAUCCCUUGCAAGGGCACCUCCCCCCAGCAGGUCAGCAGUCAGCUUGGGCCAGCUUGGGCGGUCCCUCAAGGACUUGGUCCAAAGCCCGUGAUGCUGGUGGCUCGGCUAAGGACCCAAGCCUCACUCUCUUCUCUCUUGUACUAACACAAUGUGGUUGAUAACCUGCCCAAAGCAAAGAGCUGAGGAGGAGGUGGGAAGGUAUUGGCCUGAGACCUUGUCUCUAUUUUCCUAGGCCUGGUUUCCCUAGAAGACAGGGGAGAUGGGGAUUGGUUGGGGAAGCUGAGCAGGGCUGGCCUGAAUGUCGGCAGAUGGGGGACAGUGGAAUGACCCCUGCCCUCUCAAAUUUGUCCCCUCUUUUUUUUUUAAAUUUGUCCCCUCUUAAUCCUAAAGGUUUCCCCCAACAUGAGAUUCCCCCCCCCCAGUUAGGACUCCAUCCAUCCCUUUCCUUAGAUGCAGGUUUCCUCCCCAUCUCUGACAAGGGGUCUCCAGGAGGUCACUAACACCCAAGGGUGCAAGAAUUGCAUCAGAUUUUUUUUUCCCAAGGAGAGCAGCCAAGGACAGGACCACUAAGAGGGGCUCACAUUUGAGGCAGGAAAUACAUCUUUAUUUUUUAAUUAAAAUUAAAUUAAAAAUCCAAUUCUUCCCUGGGUUGUCGUGGCUGGUCAGCUGGGUUAGGUGACAGAGGCAGAUGCUGUCACUAGGUCUGUACUUGACCUGAGCUCCAUGCCAGGAUCUAAGGUCACCUCUGUGCCAAGCAAGAUGGAGAAAUCUUCUGGGUCAACUCUACCAAGGCUUAAGUGUCUGUCAUGGACUGGGACACUAGGUGAAUGAGUGCCUGCCCUCAAGGAGGUUAUGUUCUAUUAGAGUCAUUGGAAGGGUCUACUGGAGGUCUUCGUAUUGGAGUAAAAAUCCAACUGAUGCGGUCACUUUGUCAAGAGACUUCCCCAGGGUGGGGGCAGUGGGAGAUGUCUGUGUUUUCCAGUGUUCUGCCCCUCCCCUCCCUACAAAGGGUUCUGGCUUCUCUUGCACUCUGCUACCCUGUUCUGUAUAGUUCCCCUUUUGGUACAGUGGAAUGGCCCCGGGGUGCUUAUCCCUCCCCAGCUCAUGCUAAGUCGGGCUCCAAAGGGAGAGCUCUGUGUUCAAAUGCUAAGCCAGUGGAUUUCACAUUCACGUACUGGGUUUGCACAGGCUGUCCUGAACUAACUGAAUGCUUCUUUGUGCCUUGUUCCCCACUGAUGUAACAGACUUUGAAAUGACAAUAAAUUAAGCCAACACA